Messenger RNA from Emericellopsis cladophorae, 447 nucleotides. RefSeq names its product glycoside hydrolase. Gene Ontology annotation, molecular function: glucan endo-1,3-alpha-glucosidase activity. The coding region runs from base 1 to 447 and encodes 148 amino acids. The record is from RefSeq and is a predicted model, not a curated record. The transcript has a single exon. NCBI's taxonomy places the organism in Eukaryota, Fungi, Ascomycota, Sordariomycetes, Hypocreales, Bionectriaceae.
AUGGCCGCUCGACAAGUCUUCGCCCAUUACAUGGUCGGCCUCACAGACGGCCAGUCACAAGACCAAUGGACGUCCGACAUCUGCGCCGCGAAGAAUCUGGGCAUCGAUAGCUUUGCCGUCAACAUGACGGGCCCCACGGACACCUGGACGCUCCCUCAGCUGCGCAACGCGUACAGGGCCGCCGAGCCCAUUGGCGGCUUCACGCUGUUCCCGUCCUUUGACAUGCCAUGCUGCGGUGAUUGGGGCGUCCAGGCGGUGAUCGACAUCAUUAACGAGUUCAAGGUCUCCAGUGCCCAUACCGUGGCCGGUGACAAGCCCAUGGUGAGCACAUUCGGGGGACCCGCAUGUGCCAUGUAUAUCAGCGCCUAUCAGAUGUAUUUCGAUUCUUCCAAAGACCAUCCCAAACGCCCAACGCCUUGCCAGACUGCGGACCCAGUGGAACCAUAA